GCGAAAGCGUUCGGCACACCCGCACAGCGCACACGGAACUCGUAGGCAGCCUCGCGCAGUGCGCCUCCGCCACCUCCCCGACGCCAUCCUCCUCUGCGAGCGAAGGAAAUUAGGGUUCGCGCUCGCGUCGCCGGAGAUCCAUUCCAGCCGAUCCGCGUGCGCCUGGAGGCUCGCUAGGGUUCGACCUCUCCUCGAUAUUUUGAGCCUGGCUGUUGAAAGUUCUUUCAUUAGGAUUAGUUUUGAUGAGUCCAUCAAGGAGCAACAGCAGGAGCAUGAGCAAGAGCAGGAGUAGGAGCCAAAGCCGCAGCCGGAGCAGGAGCCGCAGUCCUCAUCGAAGAGAGAGGCUGCGCAGUGAACGUGCACCCCGUCGCAGUCGCAGCCGGAGCCGGAGCCGGAGCCCAUUCCGUCGUAGAGAACGCCGUGGCAACAGGGAUCUUAUAUGCAAGAACUGCCGGAGACCUGGCCACUUCGCUAGGGAUUGCCCAUCUGCUGCUACAUGCAAUAACUGUAAUCUUCCAGGCCACUUCGCAGCAGAAUGCACCUCAAAAACUGUUUGUUGGAACUGUAAGGAGUCUGGACACAUUGCUAGUGAAUGCAAGAAUGAGGCCUUGUGCCACACCUGCAGCAAGACAGGUCAUUUGGCACGCGAUUGCCCUAGUUCAGGAUAUAAUGCCAAGCUAUGCAACAAAUGUUUUAGGCCAGGCCACAUUGCUGUCGACUGCACCAAUGAACGGGCCUGCAACAACUGCCGUCAGCCUGGACACAUAGCUCGGGAAUGCAAAAAUGAACCAGUUUGCAACCUGUGCAAUGUCUCUGGCCAUGUUGCCCGCAGCUGUCCAAAGACGACGACUCUGUCUUCGGAGAUACAGGGUGGCCCCUUCCGAGAUAUCUUCUGCCGGAUCUGCGGCCAGCCAGGGCACAUUAGCCGCAAUUGCAUGGCAACCAUCAUCUGCGACACAUGUGGUGGGAGGGGUCACAUGUCGUAUGAGUGCCCAUCAGCCAGGAUAUUUGAUCGGGGGCUCCGCAGGUUCUGAAACCCAUCGACUGGGAUAUGUGAUCAUGCGCUCCGCUGGUUGUGAUUGUUGAACUUAGUGUUGUUUUAUUGGUUCGUGUUUAGAUAGCUUGUUUGGCAAUACUGGGACAGUUUUCUUUUUUCCUUUUGCUACUUCUGCUCUUCUGCCCCUGGGAGUUGAGAAAUGAAUCUGUAGGAUGUAUUUCGGGUGAAACCCUUUUUUUCUUUUAAUCGGGAUAGCCCUUUGUGGGCAGAAACAGCGCUGUACCAGCUCAUGUGAAAAUUGCCAGGCCAAGUCAUGCCGCAUCACUGUUGUGGGCCUUUUGAA
Molecule: messenger RNA, 1340 nt
Organism: Phragmites australis (common reed)
Lineage: Eukaryota; Viridiplantae; Streptophyta; Magnoliopsida; Poales; Poaceae
Product: zinc finger protein GIS2-like
Exons: 4
Coding region: 243-1034 (263 amino acids)
Molecular function (GO): nucleic acid binding; zinc ion binding
Source: RefSeq, a predicted model, not a curated record